AUGCGACUCUCGUCUGGCCCACAUAGCGGAAGAACGACAAGAGCGGGCCACUCACCCAAAGUCUAUUCCGCCACAAUCGUCCGAAACGACGGAUUGUUCGAGGCCAAUGGCAUCGACGUCCGCAACGACGGUAUAGGGAUUGUGCGUGGCGAUCUUGACAAGAUACCGCGCGUCCGAAACGACGUUAAACUAGUGCCCCUGAACCUAGGGGUUGUCAUUGAUGUCCAAUCCCCUGGACACCAAUGCGUCCGCAAUGACGUUAAACUACUUGCUCCCGACCGCAUGGGAGUUGUGAUUCAUCACUCUGGUGCUGAAUCCACAGGGAUCAUCAUCAACGUCGUCCUUGACGAGAACGACGCCGAUAACGUCCGAGAUGACGUUAAACUACCCUCAUCCUCGGAGGAAAAGUCUAUCGUCCGCCUAAUGCACGGCGUUAAACUGCAGUAUAAACCGUCCAUCAUGCCUCAGUGGAAUCUGGAGCGGGUAAAGUCUGGUCUAUGGCCCUAUGCACACAACCGAUGGAAAUUCCGGCGUGCAGAAACAUCUUUUCCCCACAGAUAUUCCAUGUUGAUGAUGAAGAACAUCCGAGACGAUGUAAAACUACUGACGUCCGCAAAGACGUUAAACUACGAAUCGUCCGAAACGACGAUAAACUACGGACCAUCCCGCAUGACGUUUUAA
Heterobasidion irregulare TC 32-1 is the source of this 681-nucleotide messenger RNA. RefSeq lists its product as uncharacterized. NCBI's taxonomy places the organism in Eukaryota, Fungi, Basidiomycota, Agaricomycetes, Russulales, Bondarzewiaceae. The transcript has 6 exons. The coding region runs from base 1 to 681 and encodes 226 amino acids. The record is from RefSeq and is a predicted model, not a curated record.